GUAAUUUUCUUCUGGAAAUCCCAGAUUAUCCAAAGAGAGAAGAUAGAAUCAUCAUAAAUCCCAGUAGCAGUCUGCUGGCCAGCCAGGAUGAGACAAAGUUGCCUAAAAUAGACUUUUUUGACUAUUCUAAAUUGACUCCUCUUGACCAGCGCUGCUUCAUCCAAGCUGCUGACCUCCUCAUGGCAGACUUCAAAAUGCUCAGUAGUCAGGACAUCAAGUGGGCCCUGCACGAGCUCAAAGGACACUAUGCAAUCACCCGAAAGGCCUUUUCUGAUGCCAUGAAAAAAUGUCUGGAGCUAUCACCAGAAACCGGUGGAAAAAGGAAGAAGAGAAAAGAAAUGAACCAGUAUUCUUACAUCGAUUUCAAGUUUGAACAAGGUAAUGUAAACUGUGUUGCUGGCAGUGUGUAGCUGCAACACUGUAUCUUUUCUUCUUCACAGUCAGUGAAGGAAGCCGUGCUACAGGUGUCUGCCAUCUGCUGAGCAUCUGGCCAGGCCAGUCCAAGGAGUGACUGACAGGAACUAUUUUCUAAGCACAUCAAAAUUUUCAGAAAGUGGCUGCACUUGUUGGCUUCCUUCUUCCUACUUAAGAUAAACCAUGGCAGG
This is a messenger RNA of Mandrillus leucophaeus (drill), 605 nucleotides long. Its product is annotated as E3 ubiquitin-protein ligase RNF216-like. The record is from RefSeq and is a predicted model, not a curated record. Lineage: Eukaryota; Metazoa; Chordata; Mammalia; Primates; Cercopithecidae. The coding region runs from base 180 to 410 and encodes 76 amino acids. The transcript has 3 exons.